GACUUUCUACCAGUUUGAGACGGCGUGGGAUAGUUCCAUGCACAACUCGCUGCUGCUCAAUCGUGUCACCCCGUACCGGGAGAAAAUCUACAUCACCCUUUCUGCCUACAUCGAGAUGGAGAACUGCACUCAGCCUGCUGUCAUCACCAAAGACUUCUGCAUGGUUUUCUACUCCCGGGACGCCAAGCUUCCUGCUUCCCGCUCCAUUCGCAACCUCUUCAGUAACUCCCCGUCUCCUUUUGCUCACAGCAACCGUGUGACAGGAGUCUAUGAGCUCAGCCUCUGCCGCGUGGCCGACGCCGGCAGCCCAGGCAUGCAGAGACGGCGGCGGCGUGUGCUGGACACCUCCGUAGCCUACGUGCGGGGAGAGGAGAACCUGGCUGGCUGGCGGCCCCGCAGCGACAGCCUCAUCCUUGACCAUCAGUGGGAGCUGGAGAAACUCAGCCUCCUGCAAGAAGUGGAGAAGACAAGACACUACCUGCUCCUGCGUGAGAAGCUGGAGACAACCCAGCGCCUGGGCCUGGAGACCCUCUCUCCCUGCUCCAGUGAGGACUCCGAGUCUCGAAGCACGUCCUGCAUCUCAUCCCCACUCUCUGCUGACGGGGCCCCUGAGGGCCGCACUUCUCCCCCUGUGACCCCCAGUGAGAGACAGAAGGAGCUGGCUGUGAAGUGCUUGCGCCUGCUCACGCACACCUUCAACAGGGAGUACAGCCACAGCCACGUCUGCGUCAGCGCCAGUGAGAGCAAGCUGUCUGAAAUGUCUGUGACCCUGAUGAGAGACCCCUCCAUGCCAGCUCUUGGGGUCACCACUCUCACCCCCUCCUCAACCUGUCCAUCACUGGUGGAAGGGCGCUACAACGCCAUGGAGGUCAGGCCCCCCCACGUCUCUUCCAGGGCAGAGAGCCCUGACCUGGAGCCUGUGGUAGAAGCAGAGCACAAGAAGUCACCAGCCUGCCGGCCUGAGGAGGAGAAGGAGCCCCAGCAUUUGCUAGUGCCAGACAUCCAGGAGAUACGAGUCAGCCCCAUCGUCUCCAAAAAGGGCUACUUGCACUUCCUGGAGCCCCACACCAACGGGUGGGUGAAGCGGUUCGUGGUGGUCCGACGCCCCUACGUCUACAUCUACAACUCGGACAAGGACGCUGUUGAGAGGGCCAUACUCAACCUUUCCAAGGCCCAGGUGGAGUACAGCGAAGACCAACAGGCCAUGCUGAAGACCCCGAACACGUUCGCGGUGUGCACGGAGCACCGGGGCAUCCUGCUGCAGGCGAGCAGCGACAAGGACAUGCAUGACUGGCUCUACGCCUUCAACCCGCUCCUGGCUGGGUCCAUAAGAUCCAAGCUGUCCAGAAGGAGAACAGCUCAGAUGAGAAUCUAACCUGUAAAACACCCUCCACUUCAUCCGUCUGCCAACAGGAUCAAGAUAGUUGAUUCUGUCUCAAGAUUCCCAUGUUAACGUCUGAUCUCUCACACCAUCUGCUGCCCCAGCUUUCUGCUCCAUGGAAGGAUCUGUCUCGAUUCAUACCUUCAUGGGAGAAACUCACUUCAGUUCGUAGCUGCAAAAGCCUGGACCCGUCUGGGCAGGAUUUCUUGUGUGCGUGCCAUCUUCUGCCUGUCCCCCCAUGGGUGACCUUCAUGUCAUACCAUCUGUAAUGCUCCAGAAAGGUCCCUUUUGGAGGGGAGGGAGCGAGGAAGGCGGCUUCAGCUAAAAGCUGGUCUUUGAUCUACAGAGGUGGGAGAACGGUAAAGCUCAGAGGUGGGAGGACAGGAAGAAUUGCCUCCAGAUGAAGGGAAAGUAGUAGUUUAGGUGUGUGGAUUUCCUAGUUUAUUGAUGU
Merops nubicus (carmine bee-eater) is the source of this 1832-nucleotide messenger RNA. RefSeq names its product kinesin-like protein KIF1A. The transcript has 11 exons. The annotation marks the transcript as partial. Lineage: Eukaryota; Metazoa; Chordata; Aves; Coraciiformes; Meropidae. The record is from RefSeq and is a predicted model, not a curated record.